This is a messenger RNA of Eublepharis macularius, 6062 nucleotides long. It is a transcript of the gene KNDC1, whose product is annotated as kinase non-catalytic C-lobe domain containing 1. NCBI's taxonomy places the organism in Eukaryota, Metazoa, Chordata, Lepidosauria, Squamata, Eublepharidae. The transcript is spliced from 30 exons. Gene Ontology annotation, biological process: small GTPase-mediated signal transduction. The record is from RefSeq and is a predicted model, not a curated record. Gene Ontology annotation, molecular function: guanyl-nucleotide exchange factor activity. Bases 160 to 5790 code for a protein of 1876 amino acids.
AGACGUAGUCAAAGCCGCACUGGGGGCGCCGCCCAAAGCAGGUGCACCAUUCGGGGAUGUGCCGCACAGGGAGCGCCAAGGCACUGGGCGUUUAGGCCGCUCAAGCGGAGAGAUUCCUCCACCGCUUCAGGUGGAGAGGAACCUGGAGAAGUCGGAGCAAUGGACGGAUUUGCAGAGGAGCAAGCGCUGGAGGAGGACUGCGGUGACUUUGAGCCUCUGCCUACGCUUCUGGAGGACGAGGAGAACGUGUCUCUUGCUGAUGUUUUGUCACUGCAGGAUGGCUGUCUAACUGAGCAGGAUAUUUGGGCGAUUUGCCUGGAGUGUAGCCAGUCUAUGAAGAACAUUGCCCAUUCUGCAAUCUUCCAAACACUUUGCAUUACUCCUGACACUUUGGCUUUUAACACCAAUGGCAAUGUAUGCUUCAUGGAACAGAUCAGUGAUGAUCCAGAAGGAGCCUUUGUACCACCAGAGAUUGAUGUAACUGGUAACACUUCUGAGGCACAUAUUUUUUCUUUGGGAGCAACACUAAAAGCAGUGGUUGAAUAUAUGAUGGAGGUUGAAGUUCAUUCAGAAUUUAGCCAAGAUCUACAAAUUUUGCUGGAACAAAUGCAAGAGGAAAAUCCUAAAGAGAGGCCAGAUAUUGAGACUGUCAUAUCAUUGUGUAAAGAGAAAUUGAAGAAUUCUUCCUCAAGUGAUGUUUGCCAAAGCCUCUCUGCUUUUGGAAGAAGAGUGCUUUCUAUUGAAUCAUGUGACACAUUUCAAGACAGUUGUGAUGAUAACUCGCAGAAAGGAAAAAUUUAUGAAUGUAUUUUAUCCUAUGACCAGUGCUCUGUUAAAAAUAAUUACAAGGAAGAAAAUCCCUCUCCACCGUUGGAACACUUGAAAACUAAUGAUGGUGGAAAUUUUUCUGGUAUGGAUUCUGAAAAUGACAGAAAAUAUGAUACAGAAGAAAUUCAAAUCAACACAGUGAAUGAAAGAUUUUGCUGUCAACGUAUUUCAACUCAGUUUACAGAGUGCAAUGAAGGGAAGAACAACAUAAAACUCAAUAAGUGUGGGAAUCCUCUGGACACAAAACCACACAAAAGUGACUUGGAGAGAGAUGUACUCACAAAGAAUGGCAUGAGGAAAAUAAAAACAUUUCCAAAGCUAACAUCUGAAUCUGAAACAGACCCAAGUAUUUUCUUUCCUUCUGUGACAAAUGGUGGGCCGCUAAUGAGGAAACACCCAUUAAAACCCAAGUUGUUCUCUGUAAUCACCAAUAAUGAGCAUACAGCUUUGGAAGGUAAAUUAAAUCUGAAUGAUACUAAUAAUCAACUUGGACUAAAGUCAGGGUAUUUCCAGGAGUCCAAUAUUACUGUAGAGGAAUCUUCCUGUCAUCAACAGUACGUACCAAUCUGUGUUGGCAAAACUGCAGACUUUUUUACGUAUAGCUGUGCCAUUUCUGAAAGUUCAGACAACAACAGGAAGCUACAUGGUCCGGAUAAGUCAAGUAUAGCCCUCCAAACACUAGCAUGGGAAUACUGUGCUGAAAUCUCUCCAGGGACAAGUGAACCUAGUUUGUUACGUAUUAACCGAACAACCACAGCAUUAACAGCAAACAGUGUAAACAGAUGUGAAUCAAACAUCCUGAAUCUUCCAGAACACAAUUGCACUGAGAUGAAAAACUGCUAUGUGGAAGAUGAACAAGAUGGAGGCAGGGAAGCAGAAAAGAAAAGUAAUGAGCAGUGGGUUUUUCUGAAACAUCUCUUAACACAGUAUGGUAAACCUCUGAAAGACUAUGAGCUGUGGGCUUUAUGUCAUGAAUGUUUACUUACUCUGGAAGGUUAUACAGAUUAUCCAGCAUAUUUGUGUUUAGACUCGGUGUUGAUUAACAGCAAUGGAAAUGUUCUGUUUGCUCCAUCUGAAAGUGAAGGAUCAUAUGAUAUGUUUUAUUUGGCACCUGAGACAGCAGAAGAGGAUUUUGUUACUGAAAAGGUUUGUAUUUACUGCAUUGCUGCAAUUUUGUGGAGAGCAGCAAAAUAUAAUUUGCCACCUGAUCACAAACUGGUGUUGCCAAGGAAACUGAAGGAUUUUCUUCUGAAUAUGGCAAGAAGAAAGUCAGAAGACAGGCUUUCCCUGGCAGAUGCAAUUAAGACAUGUGAUAGCUCUCUGCUUGAACAGGGUAUAAACAGCAAGAAAGUUCUGGCAUUUUUGAACAAAGCAACCUUUCAGGCUUUCAGACAAGUAGUUGAGUCUUUGCAUGAUAACUUGCCUAUUGAUUCUCAGAGGAAGCCAGAGGAUGAUAAUGUAGGAUUUUUACCUAUUAGCAAUGAAAGCAAGUUAAUAGCAGUGAAAGGACCAUUCCCUUGCCUGACUUCUUCAAACAGUGUUAACACCAGGUUGCCAACAGCUUUCACCUCUCCAGCAACACACUUUAAGCCUAUUGUUCUGCAUCAGAAUACAGAUACGGAAAAAGAUGCCAUUGCAUCCAUAUCUGUGCAAUGCAAAACCUAUAUGGAGGAAGAGAUACCCACGGCCAGCAAAAACACAAUAAUUUUAAAGGAUGACACUGAAAAACAGAUAGAUGAGAAUUCUGGUUUAGUAACUGUAUGCAUGUCAUCUGACAUUCGAGCGCAUAAGGAAGAAGGAUCAAAAAUGUCACUUCAGACUGCUCCAAAAGACCAAUAUCCAAGCAAAAUGGAUACAUUCAUGGAUAAAUUGCCAUUAUCCUCUGACUUUUCAUGUGACUCUCAGGAGAAGUGUACUUCACAAACGUGUUCAUCAAGCACCACACCAUCUAGUACAGUGUUUGUAAAUAAUUUUCUUCUAAAGCAGGACCCAGAGACAAGAGUGCUAACUCUUGUACCAGUGCAGAUUGCUAUAUCGGAGCAAAUUCCAAAUAAACCCCUCCAUUCAAAAACAGCAUACAGUUGUUGUCCUAGUUUACAUGUUCUUCUUUCGGAUGCUGUAGGGAGCUACAGUACUGACAAAAGCCUAAAGAAAAACCCAUCUCUGAAUAAUGUGAGAAAUUGCAAGUUCAAUAAUACACAAAGUGAAUAUGCAGAAAUGAAAACUAGAAUUACUACCCUAUCCCCAGCUACAACCAAUGCUCAAACAAAGUGCUCUGAACGGAACCCAUAUCUUACAUUUUGUAAGGGAUUUAGUAAUGAUGCAGACAGUAAUAUUUCUUUAGUACAUCACACAUCAUAUGCAUCUGUGGACCAAAACCCUGCUUCUUCACUCAGCCUAGAUACUUUGCACCAGAACAAUGGGACAAGUGAAGUUUUCUUGAAGAAUGUGGUACAUUUUAUCCAAGAAGAGUUUGCACUUGGUAGUUAUUGGGAGAAUACGGAUGAAGCUCUGGCUAUGGGUAAAUAUAUAUUCACUUUAAAGGAUCUUAAAUAUAACACAUUCUGUAAUGCAGUAUCUGAGAAAUUUCAUGACCUUUACUGGGACGAAAAACUACUAGCAAGCCUUUAUUAUGCAGCAAAUGGGAAAACUCCCCUUGAAAGGAUAAAUGAAGAUGAGUACUACUGUGACAAAAAAUAUCAGCACAUGAACUGGCCAAAGAACUGUCUGAAUGCCAGUGAUGAAAGAAAUGCUAUAGCAGUAUUUCCUGGUUUUGAAGUAGACUACCUUUCACAAGAUAACAUUGACUGUGAAACCAGAUCGCAGGUGAUUGGAACAGAAACCAAAGAAGAAUGUUUACAGACCAGUAAAUGUUACCUCAGUCCAGGUUUGCUAGAAGAAAGCUUACUAGAAGAAGAGAUCCCAGUAAAGGCAGAGGAAAAUAAUUGUACCAACUUUCCUUACACAUCUGAACUGCCUGAUUGUCAUCUUGGUUGGAGGAGUGCAUUCUAUGGUUCUGAAUGUUUUAGUUUGGAAGUUCACAACUACAUAAGAAAACUUGGAAAACAAAAAGCAAGUGGAACUCAAAACACACAUGCCAAAAGAAUGGAACUUGAACAGCUGAUAAUGAUUGAAAUGAGAAACUAUAGGAAGAGUGUAAAAUUCUACCAAAGGUUGUUGCAUAAAGAAAGAAGCAGCAAAGGUUGUGAAGCGAAAACUAUGUUGCCCAAACUGAGGGGACAGCUAGAAGAAAUGAAAGCAAAGAUGCAGUUUCUUGAACUGGUAAAGAACUAUCUCCAGAUUAUGUAUAUAGAGAAAUGGGGAAUUGAACCAUGUGACAUUUGUACAGUUGUUAACAUGGCAAGAAGUGAAACCCUGGGCAUCAGCUCCAUGGACAGUUUGCUGCUUUUCUAUAAUUUAAAUAAAACCCAGCUCAGUGACUAUCAAACUCUACCAAGGAAUCUGCAAGCUGGAACACCACUUGGCCUAAUGGCGUAUCUUUACUCCAGAAAUGCUUUUUUAGAAGGUUAUGUGCAGCAGUUCCUCUUUACAUUCCGUUAUUUCUGCACACAAGAUGAAUUUCUGCAAUUUCUUUUUGAUAGAAUCAGGCUCACCUUGCCCAGUUCAAACCUGGAAUCUUCACUUCUUAGCAAAAUGUACAACCGCAGUUUCUCAAUCUUGCAGACUUGGAUUGAAGAUUGUUAUACUGUAGACUUUUCAAUAAACCCUGAAUUUAUGGCAACACUGCAAACCUUUAUCAUUUCAAAGGUGGUUCCAUUUAAUGGCUAUGGAAAAUCUUUGCUGUCAUUGCUUCAAGACAUUCCUAGCAGGAAACAGAAUAAGGUUUCUCAAUGUUACAUAUUGGAAGAAAGGGAGGAAAAGCAGGAUACAAAAUCUGAACCUCCCUUGUGCAAAAAGAUCUCAAAAGAUGUUUCACAAAAGACCUUCAACUGGAAAUUCUCACAAGGAAAUGAGACUGUUGCACCUCCUCAGGGGAACAGACAACAUAGCAUUGUUUCAAGUUUACGAAAGCCAUGCUAUACAAAUUUAACAGAAAAAUUCUCAGGCUUCUGUACUAAAACAGAGAGGGACUCAUAUUUCUUAAAAGAAUACACUGCUCAACAGCUUUGCUGCCAGCUGACUCUACUAGAACAGGAAAUGUUCCAUAAAUGCCAUCCAGUGCACUUUCUAAAUUCAAGACUGCUUGGAAUUAAAGACAAAAAUAUACUUCACCAAAAAGCUGUGGCCUCUGAGAUGUUGCCUACUCAGGCCUAUAAUCUUUUUGCAAAAAACUGUGUCCAGGAUGAUUACCUUUUGAAGCUCUUAAAGUAUGCAGACAAUGUCAGUACUUGGGUAGCUGCUGAAAUUGUAACAAGUUACAGUUCAAAGGUGCAGAUGAGCUUGCUAUCAAAAUUUCUCUUUAUUGCAAAAUGUUGCUAUGAACAAAGAAAUUUUGCUACAGCAAUCCAGAUCCUAAGAGGCUUGGAAAAUCUCAUUGUGCGGCAAUUGCCAGCUUGGAAAUUUUUACCAUCUAAAGUAUUGGAAAUAAUGGACGAACUCAAGGCAGUUGAGGUAUUUUUAAAAAGUGACAGCCUGUGUUUAAUGGAAGGAGAAAAAUUUAAGACGUCACCAACGAUUCCGUCAGCCCAUGUUCUGGUCAUGCAUGUCCAGCAACUUGAAACUGGAGGAUUUACUAUGAGAAAUGGCUUUUACAAGUGGACUAAACUUAGAAACAUUGCAAAAGUUGUGAGCCAGGUUCACGCAUUUCAAGAAAACUCCUACACUUUUGCUCCAGAUCACCAACUGCAGACUUGCUUAAGACAAAGAAUGGCUUCUUUUAAUGAUGCUGAUAUUUCUGUCUUAGCAGCUGAUAACUACGCCAACUUUCACCAAAUACCACCUGAAAAGCAGUCCCAAAAAAUCUGGGACACAUUACAUAGGAUGAAGGCAAUGUUUCAGUAAUUGCAUAUGUUUAUUUUUCCUUAACCUUUUUGAAUAAAGUAACUUCAAUUCCUCAGCCAGUUAUUAGAUUGACACAUGAGAAAAUUUCUGUAAGUACUGUAACCAUUUAGGAAAUCACAUUGACUGAGAUGUAUGUGACAGUUAAGUUUUUUAAAACAACAACGCUAUAGCCAAAAGGGGGAAAAGAUCUUAAUGUGUUGUUUUAGGGCCUUAUAUACUAGCAAGCUACCCUUGGAUGAACUUGUCAAAGCUAUAAAGUAAUGUAAUACAAA